GAGCUGCUGGCGGCGCACCCGGAGCCCGCGGUGAAGAGCGCGUGCCUCGGGGCGCUGGCUGGCCUCAACGUUUCCCAGAGGGCCGCCAGGCAGGCCUUCGGAUCCCUGAUCAGCGCGCUGCCCACCAUGCUGAACGGCGUCACCGACGCUCGCGGCGGCCAGGAGGGCGCCCUGGCCAUCGAGCUGCUCUCCUGCGCCCUGCGGCUGGCCCAGGCGAUCCCCAUAGGCAAGGGUCGCUACGCUCUGGAUCUGCAGCCCCUCACCCACAUCGUGGUGCACCACAUCUGCAUGAAGGUGCUGGCCAGCCCAUCGCAGUUCUCCAGCGCCGCGCGCUACUGGCGCCUGGCCGCGCUGGCGCUGCGCUGGCUGCGCCUGGCGCUGCGGGGGCCCCUGCCGCCAGUGGCUUGCACGCAGGUUUGCGCCGCGCUGCUCGAGCCGUACGCGGACAGCGGCGACGGCGUCGCGCAGGUGGCCGCCUGGACCGCGGCGGGGAACGCCACGGCAUACGCGUUCCGGUGCAUGCUGACGCUCGACUCGCCGCUCUUCGCGCGCGUGAUGCACCUCGCGCUGCUCUGCGGCCACGGCGUGGAGCACCUCGCGGAGGGCCGCGGCUGCGGCGCGGCGGGGCCGUCCAUGCGCCAGGCCGCGAUGGUCGGCAUGGACGUCCUCCGCAUCCUCUUCCAGCGCGACACUCUCUUCUGCGCGCUGUACGGCCAGCAGGCCACUGAGCGCGGCGCCGGCAUGGGCCCAGCGGGGCUUGACGCCGGGGACCUGCAGCUGACCCACCGCCCGCUGCUCGGCGAGUUCGGGUUCGAGUACCCGCCCUCGGAGGGGGGCUUCGCCGCGGCGCCCGCCUCGCUGAACCCCUUCGCGGCCAGGCGCCCAGGGCAGGGCGGCGCGGCGGCCCCGGCCUCGGCCCUGGCGGGCGGCGGCGCUGGGCGGCGCGCGAACCCCUCGUGA
Molecule: messenger RNA, 960 nt
Organism: Prorocentrum cordatum
Lineage: Eukaryota; Dinophyceae; Prorocentrales; Prorocentraceae
Source: the annotation of a GenBank genome assembly